CGUUUGUUUACCUUUUACACCCACGUCUAUCUGAAAGGCGGACGUUGUGUCGUAAAACGCUUUCAAUCGUCGUAAAAGGUGUCGUUUUUUGGCACAUUUUCACACUGCUGCUACAAGCUAAGUUGUUUUCAUUAGUGCUUGUUGUCUCUGUUCUCUCCAGACAUGGCCUCAGCUCCAGCACAGCAGCCCACACUCACUGUUGAGCAGACCAGAGUGGUACUGAGUGAGGUGAUCCAGGCCUUCUCAGUACCAGAAAACGCUGCCAGGAUGGAGGAGGCUCGAGAAAGUGCCUGCAAUGACAUGGGCAAGAUGCUGCAGCUUGUGCUCCCUGUAGCCACCCUGAUUCAACAAGAGGUUAUCAAAGCCUACGGCUUCAACAAUGAAGGAGAGGGUGUCCUGAAAUUUGCCAGAUUGGUGAAAAUGUAUGAAACCCAGGACCCUGAAAUUGCAGCCAUGUCCGCUAAACUGAAGUCUCUCCUCCUGCCGCCGCUGUCAACACCACCUAUAGGAGGCGCCAUUCCAGCUUCAUAGGAAUGGUUUACAUUCAUUGGUCAACUGCAAGGUUACUUUCAUCUAAUGAUGGACAUGAACAUACUGUAAUUCCAAAUAUUUGUCUAUCAUCUACUUUUGAGAAAUAAUGGAAAACACAGUUUCAAACUCAACACACUAAUACGUACUAAAAUCUCUGCAUAAUGGUUUCAUUUAAAGCAUCUUUGCAAAAACAUGUUAAAUUAUUGCUUUUUAAAUGUUUCAGUAUUUAUUUGUUACAUGUUACACUAUGGCCAUUUUCCUGUAUCGUUGAACCUUAAAUGUUUUUUCCUUUAAUGCUAUCGAUUUUAUAAUUUUAAGUUAUACCAUUUUUAUAUACUGGCAGAUGUAUCAAAUGUAAUUCUUUUGUUAUGUUAAAAUAAAAAUGUUUUUCUGUGAA
Messenger RNA from Micropterus salmoides (largemouth bass), 928 nucleotides. RefSeq names its product gene rich cluster, C10 gene (gene grcc10). The transcript is spliced from 4 exons. The record is from RefSeq and is a predicted model, not a curated record. Lineage: Eukaryota; Metazoa; Chordata; Actinopteri; Centrarchiformes; Centrarchidae. The coding region runs from base 163 to 531 and encodes 122 amino acids. Gene Ontology annotation, biological process: post-embryonic development.